GCUUGACAACCGUGGUGUCGAUAUUUUGCUUACACCGGUGUUUCUUAGCCCUAGGGGAUGCAUUGUGCGCAAGGGAAGAAUUUGCGGGCUCUAAUAUCUCACUGCGCGUGGGAAAAAAUAAGAAUUUGCGGGCUCUAAUAUCUCAUUGCGUGUGGGAAAAAGUGGUGCAGACCAGAGCAGUGUAGGCUACGUAGAACACACGAUCGUUGCAGCGCCAUCGUGUUGAAACACAGCAGUCUAAAGUCGCUUUGUGCAUCGGUAAUCCGCUCAAAUGUCACGAUGCAGCAGGAGUUGACCGAUCGGGCCUAAUCCAUGCAAAUUAUUUGAAGGUAUCGAGCAGAGGGACCAGUAGGAUAAAGAUGGUGAAGCGGAAUGUUACGCGAUCUACCAGUUCCUAGUCAUGAACAGGCAGUGCUGUGAGUGGUGUCUCCUAGGACACGGAAGAACCAUGUUCUAAAGGUAAACAGACCACAGCAGAGUGAUGAGCUACAAGCAGCAGGGGGAGGGGCUAGGUGAUGCUAUCUUGGAGGAGCAUAAGGCUUCACCUGCUUCCAGAAACCGGCAGCCCAAUAGCACAGGGGGAGAAGGAGAAGGGGUCCCUGUCCGGAGAAGUUGGAGACCCUGCCAAAUGCUCGGUCAGGAUGGGCAGGAACAUCACCACCACCAUCAUCCUCCUAUUCCGCACCAAGGCUCGGGCCCUGCACGGCACCGUAGACGAACUCCCUCAGGGCAGGGCCCAUCCAGACAGUGGGAGGGAGCAGACAUGGAGCCUCCUCGCCACACCCAGCCGCCUCGCCCUGGCGUGGCCCGCUACCGCCGCCAGGGAGAGCCCAGGGUCAGAGUUCACAGACAGAGACUGCCGACGAGAGAUGGCCAAGACACCCACGCCCUGCCAUUUCAACAGCAACGGUCAUCUGGCGCUCCCCUGACUGAACAGAGGGACAUGACUGGUCCCGCAACAAUGAAGCAGCAGCACCCCCCACACUCCUGUCCACCCCACCACACACAGAACAGUAGAGCACCUGACCUUACUGCUGGUACCUCUCCUACCCCCACACACCACACACCAUGUCCUACUGCCCCUGAUCCCCCUUCCCAAGACCUGCAUCAAACCCUUCCCAACAUAGAGUCUCCCCAACCUCAGGAGGAAGAGGAGGAAGGGUACAGCUCAUCCAUAACGCAGUCUGUUAGUACUCAAAGUGGAUUUGACAACCAGACAGACCUAGAGAACCAGAGGGAGGGGGGCCAUGGAGAGGGGCUAAAAGAGACCGGUCUGGGAGAAGAAGACAGGAGCAAGAGGGAUCUGGUAGAGGAUGAUCAGGAAGAUGGAACUAAUGAGUACUGUUCUGACACUGAGAGUGCUGCCUCGCUAAGCAUGGAGGCUCCGCCCCUGAGUUCACCUCCUCACCAAUCACCAUUCUUGCCCCCUCCACUUCAGUCUGAGAACUCGGACCAAUGUAGUGACGAGUUUAGCCCAAGUCCCACCUAUGAAAAUGACAUAAUGCCUGAUGAUGAGAGCUACACUGAUUCUCCACUGUCCCACCCCAAAUCCUUCACCUUCAGAGACUCGUAUCCUAAGACCUAUGCAGAAUUCUAUAAUGAGUCCUACCCACAGUCAGAAUCUAUCACAGAAUCCAACACAGAGCCCUAUGCAAAAUCCUACCCUCAGUCUUUCCCUGCACCCUUGAAAUUGAUUAAUUAUCCAGACAGGAGAUCUGAGGCUGACCCUGAUGAGCCAUAUUCAGAACCUCACCCAGGGCCCUGCAGUCGUAGACAGAGGGAGCAUGUUUAUAAGGGAGCUACAGACACUGAACCCCAACCCCGUGACUCCUGGCCAGGUAGGGAUGUGGGGUUACCACAGACCAGCCCCCAUUGGCAGGGACGCUCAGUCGGCUCAAGGCUACACCACUACAAUGACACAACGUCUGAUGGGGAGGACGACAGCCUCAAAGAAAGCCCCAGAUCCCAAAGCCUGGGGCCACCUCCCUGGAACGUGCAAGGUGAAGCCCAGUCAGAGCAUCCCAGCUCUGGGCAGCCUGGUUCAGGUGAGUUCCAGGAUGAGCAGGCUGGGAUGGAGCUCCGACCUCCAGCGGAAGGCCUUUCAGAGGACAGUGUCACAGGCUCAGGGGAUGCUAUCUCUCUGGCCAUCAGGGACAUCCGAGAGGCCAUAGAGGAGGUGAAGACAAAGACGGUGCGCUCGCCCUACACUCCUGACCAGCCCAUAGAGCCUGUGUGGGUGAUGAGACCGGAGGUCAGUCCUAAUGAGGAUGAAUCCUCCCCAGAGCAGACACCGGGUGGCGAACCUGUCUCUCAGUCUCCUUCACACUAUAACCCAGUCCCAGCCCGAGUUCCUUCCCCUGUCCAUGUUCCAGUACCAGCUCCAGCCCCACCCCGAGUUCCAUCCCGAGUCCCAGCCCGAGUUCCUUCCCCUGUCCAUGUUCCAGUACCAGCCCCAUCCCGAGUUCCAUCCCGAGUUCCGGUGCCAGUCCCAGAGCAUGUCUGUCCUGUGAGGGUAGAGUCCUCCAGAACACACCAGGUUCAGCAGAGGGAGCAUAGAGAACAGAGGGAGCCGCCUAGGCCACCAUCCAUUGAGGAGAUCCAGAGGCAUAUGCCGUCCUUCCCUACAUACGUGGAAGUCCCAGGGCCAUGUGACCCAGAGGACCUGAUUGAUGGCAUCAUUUUUGCGGCCAGCUACCUGGGCUCCACCCACCUGCUGUCAGAGAGGACUCCCACUAAGAGUGCCCGCAUGCAGCAGGCCCAGGAGGCUAUGAGCCGUGUCAGGACUGGGGGUGAGAUUCCUUCUUCCACUGAAGUGGAUCUCUUCAUGUCUACACAGAGGAUCAAAGUGCUGAAUGCAGACACUCAGGCGUCCAUGAUGGACCUGCCACUGAGGACCAUCUCCUACAUCGCUGACAUAGGCAACAUGGUGGUGCUGAUGGCCAGGGGGAAGAUGGUACGCUCCAGGAGCGCUCAGGAACAUCUGAACCAUACAACUGACCACACCAACAGCCCUGCCCGCGACGACCUCCCCCAGUACAGGAUGGUCUGCCACGUGUUUGAGUCGGAGGAUGCCCAGCUCAUAGCCCAGUCUAUUGGCCAGGCCUUCAGUGUGGCGUACCAGGAGUUCCUGCGGGCCAAUGGCAUCGACCCAGAGGACCUGAGUCAGAGGGAGUACAGCGACCUGCUCAACACUCAGGACAUGUACAACGAUGACCUCAUCCACUUCUCCAAGUCAGAGAACUGCAGAGAUGUUUACAUAGAGAAGCAGAAGGGAGAGAUUCUGGGCGUGGUCAUAGUGGAGUCAGGCUGGGGCUCUAUUCUGCCCACCGUCAUCAUUGCUAGCAUGAUGCAUUUUGGGCCUGCGGAGAAGUCUGGUCGACUCAACAUUGGUGACCAGAUCAUGACCAUCAAUGGAACCAGUCUGGUUGGACUGCCCCUCUCCACUUGCCAGAGUAUCAUCAAGGGUCUGAAGGCCCAGUCCAAGAUUAAGUUGAACAUCGUCAGGUGUCCCCCCGUCACUAUGGUGCUGAUCCGCAGACCAGACCUCCGAUAUCAGCUGGGCUUCAGCGUACAGAAUGGCAUUAUCUGCAGCCUGAUGAGGGGGGGCAUUGCUGAGAGAGGAGGGGUCCGUGUCGGUCAUCGCAUCAUUGAUAUCAACGGUCAGAGUGUGGUGGCUACACCUCAUGAGAAGAUUGUUCAAGUCCUGUCUAAUGCAGUGGGAGAGAUCCACAUGAAGACGAUGCCUGCAGCCAUGUACCGUCUAUUGACUGCCCAGGAACAGCCGGUCUACAUCUGAGACUUGCUCUCUCUCCCUGGACAAAACUCUCCAUUCCAGUUCACAUCAAGGGGAUUUUUCUUCGCUUUUUAUUUAAUUACAUUCAUCAGCCACGUAUUUGAUUUUCACAUCACUGUUUGCUUAAAGUCAAAGUAUUUUCAUGCCACUCCGCACUGAUUUGCCUUAAUCUGAACCUGUUAAACAGGUGCAUCCCUGAAGUAAAACGGCACAGAGUAGUUUACCAGGCAGAUUAAUGAAUUUAAAUAUGCGUAUUGAGGAGAAACUAUUUUGGUCUUUCAGGAUCCUAUGAAUGUACUGUAAACUGUCUCCAUGGGGGCGUGGUAACCCAAAUGUGAGCUUUUCAUUGGACCAAAACCACUUCUACAGCCUUGCAUGUAACUGCGAUGUUGCAGCUGUGCUAUAAUUUGCACCUGGUUGAAUUAACUCCCAGAAACCAUCCUGCCUGAGGCUGCAUUAGAAACAAAACAUAGUCACCACGACACAAAUGAAAGUUUAAAAUAGAUUUAUUUGAGAAAGUUAACGACUCACUAGUCGAUUUCAGCCGCAUGAGGAGGACCAUGAAUCAAAUAGUAGAUGCAUAUACAGAUGGUUGAUACACCCUGGUAAAACAAGAAUGGCGCAUCUGUACUGUAUAUGCCAUAAAAAUGUGAUUGUCUCAGGUUGUAUGUAAACUGGCAUGUUUUGUCCAUCACCUCAGAGCCUAGUGCUGACUGCUUCUUUCAGUGGUCUGACACUGCUACACUAUAAAAGGCACUUUGUAUGCACUGAUCUCUAGUAUUAAAAUACACAAAAAUGACAGAGUACAGUAAAUCAAAGGGUAUGCAAUGAGAGAUUACCCACCACUCACUAACAGGCCAGCUGGAGACAGAGUACCCCCAUGUCUGUCCAGAUUUGUUACAUUGAAAUAAACAAGAUUUAAAACAUGUAAAAAGAUAAUAUAUAUACAUACACGGUUAUAAAAAGUGUAUUCGAACCCUAUUGGUUUGGAUAAAUAUGACUGUGGGGUUGGGAGGUUAAAAGGCAUAUAGGCCAUCCCACACAGUGAGGCAAACAGUCAAUGUCAGGACACACCUGAAUGGGAUAUAUCGUCCUGCCACUAGGUGGGGCCACAGGACAGGGUGUUCGAGUAACCACAGUGAGAACAAUAAGGUGGAUCUGUCUGUCCUUACAUCUCAGUGUCUUUGUACUUCUGGGGGUUGCUGUAGUAGCCUCGUCUGGUCUGGUUGGCCAGCUGUCUGCGGUACUCUUCCUCAUCGUCGUCAUAGUGACCCCUGCCUUCAGAGUAUGGUGGCCUGGAGGACGGGGUCUGGGGCUCUGGGUUGGAGCUGGAGCUGGACACACAGGAGAGCGGGAGAGACAUUUUUGUUCAUUCAGAUUGUUGGGCAUUGAGUCUGUAAAAAAAAAAAAAGUAUUGAACCCAACCUGA
Messenger RNA from Oncorhynchus nerka (sockeye salmon), 5222 nucleotides. RefSeq names its product amyloid-beta A4 precursor protein-binding family A member 1-like. NCBI's taxonomy places the organism in Eukaryota, Metazoa, Chordata, Actinopteri, Salmoniformes, Salmonidae. Gene Ontology annotation, molecular function: amyloid-beta binding; protein binding. The record is from RefSeq and is a predicted model, not a curated record. Gene Ontology annotation, biological process: chemical synaptic transmission. Gene Ontology annotation, cellular component: cytoplasm; plasma membrane; dendritic spine.